Messenger RNA from Anopheles maculipalpis, 716 nucleotides. RefSeq names its product ras-related protein Rab-43 (gene Rab19). The coding region runs from base 24 to 686 and encodes 220 amino acids. The record is from RefSeq and is a predicted model, not a curated record. Gene Ontology annotation, molecular function: GTPase activity; GTP binding. The transcript has 4 exons. Gene Ontology annotation, cellular component: trans-Golgi network. NCBI's taxonomy places the organism in Eukaryota, Metazoa, Arthropoda, Insecta, Diptera, Culicidae.
UGAUUCACGAAAGCGAGACGAAAAUGUCCGCCUCUGGACCCACAUCGUUGAUAUCGACGGCUGGUGAUGAAUCGUUUGAUUUCCUGUUUAAAAUCGUACUAAUCGGAGACUGCGGCACCGGCAAAACAUGCAUCGUGCAGCGAUUCAAAUCAGGCAACUUUAUCGAAAGCCACGGCAACACGAUCGGCGUCGACUUCUCGAUGAAAGCCGUUUCCGUCGAUGGGAAGAAGGUUAAGCUACAAAUAUGGGACACCGCGGGCCAGGAACGUUUUCGUACGAUUACGCAAAGCUAUUACCGAUCUGCUAACGGUGUUUUAAUUGUGUACGACAUCACCAAACGAUCAUCGUUUCUCAGUCUGCAACGAUGGAUCGACGAGGUGCGAAGGUACACGGCCUCCAAUGUGAUGAUCUUCGUGAUAGGCAACAAAUCGGACCUGGACUCGAUACGGGAGGUGGAGUUUUCCGAAGCCCAAAACCUGUGCCAGUACAUCCCCGAGGUGAUGUUCGUGAUGGAAACGUCGGCAAAGGACAAUCGCUGCAUCGAUGAUGCAUUUAUGACGCUGGCAACUGAACUAAAGAGGCGCCACGAUGGAAUCAAUGCAACGGAGGACGAAGAAGGCAUUACGCUAGGUCAGAGCAAAAGCUUAUCAACUAAUUCGUGCAACGCGCUGUGCAAUUUGGCGUGAACAGCGUAAAUUAUCGCCGAACAAACGCUA